Messenger RNA from Nicotiana tabacum (common tobacco), 1032 nucleotides. The record is from RefSeq and is a predicted model, not a curated record. NCBI's taxonomy places the organism in Eukaryota, Viridiplantae, Streptophyta, Magnoliopsida, Solanales, Solanaceae.
AUGCUGGGCUGCUCCACUAUGGAAGCUAUCCAUCUUGUGAGGAGGUUGGUGGAACAGUACAUGGAUAAGAAGAAGGAUCUACACAUGACGUUUAUUGACUUGGAGAAAGCGUAUGACAAGGUUCCUAGGGAGGUGCUCUGUAGUUGUCUUGAGGCAAAAGGCGUGUUGGUAGCCUACAUAAGAGCGAUCAAGGACAUGUGUGAUGGAGCUAAGACUAAGGUUAGGACUGUGGGAGGCGACUCAACGCAUUUCCCAGUUGUUAUGGUAUUACACCAAGGCUCUGCGCUUAGCCCUUUCUUAUUUGCCUUGGUGAUAGAUGCAUUGACACACCAUAUUCAAGGGGAUGUGCCAUGGUGUAUGUUAUUUGCUGAUGAAAUAGUUCUAAUUGAUGAGAUGAGGGUCGGUGUUAACAAGAGAUCGGAGGUUUGGAGACAGACUCUUGAGUCUAAGGGUUUCAAAUUGAGCAGGUCUAAGAUAGAGUACCUUGAGUGCAAGUUUAGCGUUGAGUCGAGGGAAGUAGGCAGGGAUGUGAGGGUUGGAUCACAGGUCAUCCCCAAGAGAGAUAGAUUCAAGUACCUUGGGUCGAUGAUUCAGGGGGGCGAAGAGAUCAACGAGGAUGUUACUCACCGCAUAGGGGCGGGCUGGAUGAAAUGGAGGCUUGCAUCUGGAGUCUUGUGUGACAAGAAAGUGCCACCGAUACUCAAAGGUAAUUUUUAUAGAGUUGUGGUUAGACCGGCCAUGUUGUACGGGGUAGAGCAUUGGCCUGUUAAGAACUCCCAUAUCCAGAGGAUAAAGGUAGUAAAGAUGCGGAUGCUGAGGUGGAUGUGCGAGCACACUAGGAUAGACAAGAUUAGGAAUGAAGAUAUUCGGAAGAAGGUGGGCGUGGCCCCUGUGGAUGACAAGAUGUGGGAAGCGAGGCUCAGAUGGCUCGGGCACGUGCAGAAGAGAAGCCUUGAUGCCCCGGUGAGGAGGUGUGAGCAGUUGGUCGUAGUGGGUACGAGAAGAGGUAGAGGGAGGCCUAAGAAGUAUUGA